Molecule: messenger RNA, 798 nt
Organism: Lucilia cuprina (Australian sheep blowfly)
Lineage: Eukaryota; Metazoa; Arthropoda; Insecta; Diptera; Calliphoridae
Product: CUB and peptidase domain-containing protein 2-like
Exons: 1
Coding region: 1-786 (261 amino acids)
Biological process (GO): proteolysis
Molecular function (GO): serine-type endopeptidase activity
Source: RefSeq, a predicted model, not a curated record
AUGUAUAAAAUUAGAAUUGUACAAGUACUUUGGAUUAUAUUAAGUCUUCAUGUAAUAACUUCAAGAAGUAAAAUUGUUCCAAAACCACGUAUAGCUGGAGGUGAUGCAGUAAAUAUAACCGAAGCCAAAUUUAUGGUACAGGUAAUUUCCGACACGCAUUGUGGUGGUAGCCUCGUAACACCAAUACACGUUAUAACAGCGGCCCAUUGUGUGGAAGGUAUAGAGCCUUCGGAUGUAACUGUUAUUGGUGGAGCAACAUAUUUUAAUAAAGAUGGUCUUCGUAGAAAUAUUGAUACCAUCUACUUGCCUGAAGAAUAUGAUAAUAUCGAAUCAUCGCUGGACAUUGCUGUCCUAAGAUUAAGUUCUCCUCUAACUGGUCCUGACGUUGCAACAAUUGAUUUAUGUAGCACCCAAUGGGAAGAAGGUGCAUUGUUUAAGGUAUACGGUUGGGGUGCAAUUUUUGAGAAUGCAAUCUAUAUUAAUGAUUAUAUAGUACUUAUGCAAUAUUUCCGUGUACCACUACAAUUACACAUGGUUGAAGUUCCUGCUUUGACAAUGGAUAUAUGUGAAAAACUUUAUGGGAAUGUUUUACCAAAUGUUUACUUUUGUGCCGGUUUAGUUGGUGAAAAGGAUUCGUGUCAUGGGGAUUCUGGCGGUCCAGCCGUAUACAAUAAUCAGUUGUGCGGUGUUGUAUCACAAGGACUACCUUGUCCAGAAAUCAGUUUGUAUGUGAAUAUAAAUCAUGUUAGAGAUUUUCUUGAGAAGAUUAUACAAUUAGAUGGAUAGUAAAAUUAUUGU